AUGCUCGGUACAAUCAUUCGGACAGCUACUUCGAGGCACUUGGCUCCUGGAUUGUCGCGGAAAUCCCAACCGACCCAGAAGAGUACCGCGGUACCAUGGCUCGUGCGCACUCGAGCAGAAUAUGCAGCUCUUGAAAGGGAUCUCGAGAACGAAGUCUAUGAACUGCGAGACGACGUCGAUUCCAUCCCUGAUAGCUACCAUGGCUUCCGUGAUUUUGUCGAGUUUCCUUCCGAGCUUCCGUCGAUGCCCGACGUCGGUGCCCAGUACACCUACAUCACAAAUUUGGAUCAAGAAAUUCUCACCAUGAAUGGGAGUAUUCACUGGAAAUUAAGCAACAUCCCACGGCAGGGCAAUCUGUGGCUCCACGCCAUCAAAAAGAGCAUCCACAAGGGCAAAUUGACGAUUUCCUCAGAGACAUGCCCAGAGGAGCACAUGGCAUCGCCAGCCUUAGCACCCUCUACACUGAGCAACGAAAUCAAGUACAACUACCGCCUUGUAGUUCCGAAAGCGAACAUUGAGGCGGCUCCAAAAAUGUUUCUUACCUACGUUUUGUCGCGGGUACUCAAGAACUAUCAAUCGCAGAUAACUCAAUUUGCAAUGGAGUGGACCGCGGAGUCUUUCCCUUUUCGAGAGCUUUGCUUUGCUUUCGUCUCUAUUGCAUCCGACCUGGCGAACCUCCAGGGGUAUCACCCGUUGAAACCAGCCAUGUUCCAUAGACCUGGCGAGCCUCCGGGGGUAUCACCCGUUGAAACUAUCUAUUGGCUUGACGACGUGCUUGUCAGCCUGACCCGAGUGCCCGACGGCACAUCCGUCACCAGGGCCGUUUCUUAUGGUGUUAGCCAGGGGCGAAAUCACUUUCAGAUUGUCAUCUUAUCGAUAUUCGAAGUCAUUUUGGCGGAGGUGCUGUUGGGUGACGAGAACAAACCAUUUGUUAAAGUGAGCAAACCAAUCAAGCUUUCACCUCUGCGAAUGGACUAUUGCACCAGCUUCCAUCCGCGAGAGCGACCAGAAGCAGAGACAGGGAUGAAAAGGCGACGUCGAAGAGGAGAGUUGAUCAUGAUGUCGCAUUGCAGGUGGAUCGUGCGAACCCUUGGUGAGGAAUUCCUGGGUUUUGCUGCUCUCGUCAAUUUCUUCGAGGUCGCAGGGAAUCGCCGCGCAGCGACCAAAUCUUCUGGAAGACUUCCUACCGAGCUGUACGAGCAGAUUCUUGACUUUGUAGAUCACGAGACGUGGAUCAGCUGUUUAGAUGUGUCGCGGCAAAUUCGUUACCUUUGCCUGCGCAGGUUCAGGCUUGAUCAUCAGAUGAGAAUCGUGACUGGACCAUCUGUGCUGCCUCAAGAAAUGGACCGAGAACACCUGCCAUCCUUCGACGCUGAAAACAUCCAAUCUGGUAGGAGCAUCCCAAUCAUGGCGGCUCCAUCACGGUUUGGCCCUAGGGACGACACAUAUAACUGGAUACCGGAAAUCGGCAACGAUCUUAAAAUGGCCAUGGAAGACGUGGUCAUCCAGUUUGGGCUCCAGGGCGAAGUGUCAGUGGGAAGUGACAGUCCAACUUGGACGUCUGACGAAGAUGAAUGA
Metarhizium robertsii ARSEF 23 is the source of this 1578-nucleotide messenger RNA. RefSeq names its product F-box domain protein. NCBI's taxonomy places the organism in Eukaryota, Fungi, Ascomycota, Sordariomycetes, Hypocreales, Clavicipitaceae. The record is from RefSeq and is a predicted model, not a curated record. The coding region runs from base 1 to 1578 and encodes 525 amino acids. The transcript has 3 exons.